AUGCAGCAGCCAGCGGCCAGGCACAGGAGCACAGCCAUUCCCUCCCUGUACCCACCCCUCGCUGUGGGCCCAUACUGCACACACCGUGUCAUUGAGGAUCCCGAGUGGUGCCUGGCCACUGUCCCCCACCUCACCGAGCUCUGCCUUCAGCACAUCGCCCACAAUUUUGAAAAGAACCCUAUUUUGGACCGUCUUCUGCCUGAGCACCGAAGGAAGGUGCUGGACAGGCUCUCCACUGGCCUCCCACUCGCUGUGACUGCCAACCUGAUAAGUGAUGAGAACUACUGGAAGAGGUGCUGCACUGGGCGCUGGCAAGCGUGUGACAUCUCCAACUAUGGAGAGAGCUGGAAACGGAUGUUCUUUGAGCGUCACCUGGAGAACAUCCUGAAAUGUUUCAUCCCAAACACCACAGACCCCAACCAGGUCCUAGAGCUCAUCCCACUCUGCAAAGACUAUGUGCGGAAACUGGAGGUCGAUCAGUUCCUGCCACCAGUGCAGGUGGAUCAAAAGGAGGAGAGCGAUGACCUCUCCGAUUCUGAGAGUGAUUUUGAAUUCGGCAAGGCCCCUGUGCACCACUACGACCUGGGAGCCCUCAUUACUGCUCUCCCUCACCUUGAAGAGCUUCAUCUCACUUACGGCGUGAAGGGCUGUGGCAUGAACUUUGAGUGGAACCUCUUCAACUUCACCCACCAGGACUGCUCCAACCUGGCUCUCGCCGUGAAGAAGUGCUACAACUUGAAAGUUCUCAAGCUGACGCGAAGCAAAGUGGAUGAUGACAAGACCAGGAUGCUGGUCCGUAACUUGCUGGACCACCCCUGCUUGGUGGAGCUGAACUUGUCCCACAAUCUCAUCGGGGACAAGGGGGCACAAGCUGUUGGCAAGUUGCUCAACCGCAGCAGAUUAGAAACCCUCAAUCUGUGUAACAACCAGAUCCGUCACCUGGGGGCUCAGGCUGUUGCUCAAGCCCUGGCUGAGAACUCCACCCUCACCUCCCUGAAUCUGCGCCUCAACCAGGUGGAGGACGAAGGCGGGAAGGCGCUCGGCCAUGCCCUGCUGACCAACACCACCCUGAAGUCCAUCCAUCUGGGAAGUAAUAACCUGUCCGAGCCAACCGCCACGAUUUUCUCCCAGGUCCUGGCUCUGAACACCACCCUGACGAGGAUCAACUUCUCAUGCAACCACCUGGGGCUGGACGGUGGGAAGCAGCUGCUCCACGGGCUGGCGGAGAACAAGGCUUUGACCGAAUUCGACCUGCGGCUGGCAGAGGUGGGCCAGGAGACCGAGUACCUCAUUCACCAAAUCGUGUGGGCCAACCGGGAAGCGGUGAGGCUGGGGUCUCUGCAGCACCCCCCCGCCGAACCCCGCUGA
Molecule: messenger RNA, 1368 nt
Organism: Pterocles gutturalis (yellow-throated sandgrouse)
Lineage: Eukaryota; Metazoa; Chordata; Aves; Pterocliformes; Pteroclidae
Gene: TCTE1
Product: t-complex-associated-testis-expressed 1
Exons: 4
Coding region: 1-1368 (455 amino acids)
Biological process (GO): flagellated sperm motility
Cellular component (GO): sperm flagellum
Molecular function (GO): protein binding
Source: RefSeq, a predicted model, not a curated record